AAGGAAUAAUGUGUUAGAAACUCACUCCUAGUUUGGUCUCUGCUUUCUUCCUUGUUCGCUCAAGAUCUAACGUAUCUUUGUGUCCAACGUCUGCCCAAAGCCACUGAACAAAGACCAAUACCUUCAUCGCUGUUUCACGAGACGGUGAUCUCAAAAAUGCCGAAUUCAUAUCUGAAAGUUCGAAAGGAAACUUUGGCCAAAAUGUUCUGGAGAAUGAUUUUUCUUGCACUAAUGGUUGCUGGUAUGACCAUUCCGACUUCAGUACAAGAUGGGCAUUGCUCCCACCCUAAUGAUGCACUCGCGCCCUCAGAGCUGAACUGCUCGGACUGUCAGCAACAUCGUGAUAAAAUGCGUCAGUACUGGCAUAGGAUGGAAUGCGACAAUAAGACACCUAAGUCUAUUGACAAAACCUGCUGCAGCUCUUGGUGUAGGCAGUUGGCCUCUUUGUUCAGUCAGACGUCUUCCUGGAGAGAUCACUGUUUUAAAAUGUGGGGGUGCAGAAAAAAUGAAAAAACUCGCAUGCAGUUAUCUAUUAUAUUGACAAAUACAACAGACUCGUCGUAUUUGGGCAGAAUCCAAGUGAAAAAGUGCUGGAAACUGAAUUUUCCUGCCAUUAAGCUGACACCAUUGAGCGAGUCCCCAGGCAAGAAACUUGUCGACACCAUCCUAAAAGAAGUGACAAACUCUCCUGGAAAUAAAGUAACUAAAAAAAAUAUGGAACGCACUUUCCUAACUGUUACUGAUUUGGAGGAAGUCAUCGGAAAUUAUGCUCAAAAUCGCCUUAAUCAAACCGUACCUGAGAUUGACAUCCGUGGUGAACAUGCAGAUAUAUUGGUCAGGAAGAUUUUCCACGAAAAUGAGACUGGAGUUCAAUUUGAGGAUGAUAAAGGAGAAAACUACGUCAGCCUUCCUGUUACAGGCUUCGAUAAAGGUUGGAGAGCUAUAUUUUUCACUUUUUUAGAUAAUGAUAUAUCUUUUCGUCGUAUUAUUCAAAUUAUUUUAGCGAUUGUUAGUGUUCUUGGUCAAAGGGGGGCUGGGUUUCAAGUACUAAAGAAAAUUCUAGCUGAAUGGCUGAGAUCAGUUGUACUUUGUGUCAUUUACAAAGAUCUCCAUAAAGUAUUCCUAGCAGGCCAGACCGACUCUGUUCCUGUCGAUAAAAUCAGUUGGUCAGGACAAGGGUGCCUCCUAACAUCGAGGAACGAAUCUUACACUGAGUGCAGCUGCAAUCAUUUGACUCACUUUGCAGUUCUUAUGCAGUUUGACAAGGGAACUAGCAGUAAAGUUUUACCCGAGACUGACGAAAAAGCGCUGAAAAUUCUCACGUAUGUGGGCUCGUCUUUUUCUCUGGUUGGAAUCACUUUAACAAUCAUCAGUUAUGCUGUUCUUACAGACAUGAGGGGACCCUUAUCUCAGAUUCGAGUGAGUCUAGUCGCUUCACUUGGAGCAGGUCAAAUGAUCUUCCUAACCGGAAGUGGUGCUGUUGAGAACAAGUCUGCCUGUGUUACAGUAGCAGCUUUUGUGCAAUAUUUCCUAAUGGCCGCUUUCUGCUGGAUGUUGAUCGAGGGAGUUUAUCUCUACCUGUUUGUUGUAAAAGUUUACAAUAUCAGCGACAAGAUGAAGGUUUCUCAUGGAUUUUCAUGGGGUCUACCCGCUCUCGUCGUUUCCACAUCGCUGAGCAUUGCAGCAGGAACCGGGCCAGGGAUUAAAAGCUAUGUCAGUGAGAAAUUCUGCUGGAUGUCAUCCACUAACGGCAUGAUCUGGAUAUUUGUUGUAUUCGUUGUGCUGAUUGAGUUGUUAAACACAUUGAUACUGGUGCGAGUUAUCAAGGAGAUGAUGAUCAUGCAGCAUGCAAAAGACAAAAACAGAGAACAAAUAAGGCUUGGUGUCAGGGCAUGCGUGGUGAUGAUUCCUUUGCUUGGGAUCACGUGGCUAUUUGGUCUUCUGUCGCCCCUGCAUAAAGCGUUUGCAUACAUUUUCACAAUUUUCAACUCCACUCAGGGCUUCUUGAUAUUUCUCCUUCACUGCGUGAGAAACUCAGAGAUUAGAUCUCGCUUCAAGAGAAGGAUCAUUCGUGUCACCCCAACUGCAGUUGAAGUAACAAGCAUAAAGCGAGCUUCUCAAGUACAUGAAACCUCCAUGGUGAUAUUGCCAAGGAAAAUUAAUGUCCAGCCUCGCAAUAACCAUGAAAGUGGCACUGAAAUCUUUGAGAUCUGAGUCGUCAUCGAAUUGUUGCUUCUUAGCUUAGAACUAUGUAUAUCCUAAAUUAAGUUCGUUAAAAAAAAAAAAAAAAUUAGAACACGCACAAAUAACCCUCGUA
This is a messenger RNA of Pocillopora verrucosa, 2317 nucleotides long. NCBI's taxonomy places the organism in Eukaryota, Metazoa, Cnidaria, Anthozoa, Scleractinia, Pocilloporidae. The record is from RefSeq and is a predicted model, not a curated record.